AUGAAUUUAAAUACAUUCAGAAUUGAUUUCAAAAAAGAGGAGUCCAAGAAUGCCCAGUCCCCGUUAUCUAGUGAAGAACAUGAUAAUCUGGAAAAAAAAAUAAAUGAUGGGAUGAAAAAGGCAAUAGACAGUUUUUUGCAAAUUGAUGGAAUGCAGGACCCAUUUGGAGGUGACAAUGGUCCAGAAUUCACUUGUGCUAUAUCUUGGAUGUUCUUUUCUGUUUCCUAUAAUAUAGAAAUAAAUUUGAUUUUCUUGAGUAAUAAUCAACCAUAUCCAAUAGGAGAACAUAUUGCAAUUAGACCAACUAAGCAAACAAAUACAAUUAUUUGGCAUCAAAAUGAUCCUUUAGAUGAUGUACCAAUAAUGUCCAUGCAAGAAUUAAUGUUACCACAAUUAACAGAGCCAAUUCCAAUUCUUUUGUCUCGUACACCUUCACCACAACAUGAUUAUAAUAACAACUCAUUUUCACCAACUCUCACUGACCAUCAUCAUCAUUAUUGUCUAAAUAUGAUGAGUCCAGAAGAUGAAACUAAUCCUAUUUCCAAUUAA
Messenger RNA from Entrophospora sp. SA101, 549 nucleotides. Lineage: Eukaryota; Fungi; Glomeromycota; Glomeromycetes; Entrophosporales; Entrophosporaceae. The record is from the annotation of a GenBank genome assembly.